This is a messenger RNA of Eriocheir sinensis (Chinese mitten crab), 2495 nucleotides long. Its product is annotated as cytochrome P450 2J2-like. Gene Ontology annotation, cellular component: intracellular membrane-bounded organelle; cytoplasm. The transcript is spliced from 12 exons. Gene Ontology annotation, molecular function: heme binding; iron ion binding; oxidoreductase activity, acting on paired donors, with incorporation or reduction of molecular oxygen, reduced flavin or flavoprotein as one donor, and incorporation of one atom of oxygen. Bases 587 to 2146 code for a protein of 519 amino acids. NCBI's taxonomy places the organism in Eukaryota, Metazoa, Arthropoda, Malacostraca, Decapoda, Varunidae. Gene Ontology annotation, biological process: xenobiotic metabolic process. The record is from RefSeq and is a predicted model, not a curated record.
UUCCAGUGCCGGUGCCAGUGACGGGUCAGGGGCGAGGUACCGUUGGCUGUUGUUGUCAUGCCAGAGAGAGCGCUGUGUGGCAUGAGGAGGCACACCUGGAAGGAUAAUAGGUUUUUGUUGAGGCCGAGGGUGGGGUGCCAUAUGUCACUGCAAUGGACCAACUUUUUAUUCUCACGGAGUACUUUCACCAUUGUCAGAACGAGUGUAUUUAUGCCGGGAUGGAGUUUAAGACGUGUGGUAAAGUAAACAAUAUCGAGACGACGGGCAUGAGGAGACACGAAUAGGAGGAUAAUAGUCUUUACGGAGGCUGCGGUGCAACCUCGCAUGCUCGCUACACUGGACACUUAAGGGUCGGUAGUUUUGGAGACAAAAGAAGAAAAAAAAAUCAAGCUUGCAAGCUGCUUAGUAUCUACCCAGACCUGGUUUGUAUCGGGCGUGGCCAGGAAGACAGGAGGUGGUGAGCGUCGUGUGUGUGUUCCUGCAGCCUCGCCGCAGCGUUGGGAAGCACCGAGCAGCAGGGCAGCACCCACAGCACUCUGCGCCUCGUGUCAGCAGUGAACAAGGUUGAGGCUCGCCCGCCACAAGCAUGUGGGUGACGGUGGCGCUGGUGGUGGCGGUGGUGGUGGUCCUGUUCUUCAGGGCCAACGCCAGGCCCCCGGGGCUGCCUCCAGCAGGACCCUUCGCGCUGCCCCUCGUCGGCAACGCCCUGACCAUACUGUUCCUGACUCCCAUAGGCGCCUUCAAGAAGUUUGCGAAGGACCACGGCGGGAUUCUGACCUACAAGGUCUUUGGUGAAUGGGCGGUGUUGGUGAGCGACCCGGCGAUGAUGCGUGCCGGCCUGGCGAACCCUGGCCUGGUGGGACGCAACGACAACAGGCUCUUCGGGACACGGGACGACCUCAUCAAGGGCGGGAAGAGCCCGCCCCUGGGAAUCAUCAGCACGAAUGGUGACGCGUGGAAGAAUCAGCGGCGGUUCACACUUCGCACCCUGAGGGACCUCGGCUUCGGACGCAACAGUCUGGAGCCCAUCAUGCAGGAGGAGCUUGACGAGUUACUGCAGCUGCUGAGGCGGCGGCAGGGCGAGAAGGUGAACAUGGAGAUGAUCUUCAACGUGAGCAUCGUGAACGUGAUCUGGGCCAUCACCAUCGGCAAACGUUACUCCUACGACGACCCGAGGCUGGAGGAGUUGGUGCGGAAGACGAGCAAGAUGGGGGCGGCCUUCAACCCCUUCCACCCUGCCCUCAGGUUCGCGUGGGUGAAGAAGCUUUUCCCGAACCUUUCAAACCUCAAGGCCAUCGAAGAAGGCAUGGGGGGUGUUCUGACCUUUAUCGAGGGUGAGAUGGAGGAGUACCGGUGUCAGAUGGCGGGCAAGGUGGACACGGGCAGCUACAUCGGGGCUUACCUGCAUGAGCUGGACACGCUCAAGCCCGAGGAAGGCGACGACUCGGCGCUGUCCUUGCACCAACUCACGGCCAACAUCACAGAGCUGUUCCUGGCGGGCAGCGACACCACGUCCAUGACACUGCGGUGGGCCGUGUACCUGCUGGCCUCCAACCCCGGGGCGCAGCGGGCCAUGCAGGACGAGAUGGACCGCGUGGUGGGCCGGGACAACAUGCCCACCCUGGCCCACAUGGACAAGCUGCCCUACACCAUGGCCACUAUUUACGAGGUCCAGCGUGUUGGUGACGUCUUUCCCUUCGGCGUUGGGCGCAAGACUACCGAGGACAUCACCUUGGCAGGCUACCGCAUUCCCAGAGGCACGUCGGUGACGUUCCUCCUGAGCCGCGGCCUCUCGGAUCCCAAGUACUGGCAGGAGCCCGACAAGUUCCGCCCCGAGCACUUCCUGACCGACGACGGCAAGAUAUUCAAGCCCGACCACUUCAUGCCCUUCGGCUCGGGCAAGCGUGUGUGCCUUGGGGAGUCCCUGGCGCGGCUGGAGGUGUUCCUGUUCCUCGCCUCCAUCAUGCACCGCUUCUCCUGGCGCCUCUCCGAAGACCCCGUGGUGUGGGAGCGAAGCACCGUCCUCAGCAGGCCGCCGAACUUCUCCGUCUACGCCGUCAGCAGGGAGGAGCAGACGGCGGAGGAGAAACAACAGCAGGAAGGGCAAGGGGAGGAAGAGAAAGAGGAGGAGGAAAAAGAGGAGUGAGGCGACGGUAGAAGUAACAGCAGGGAGAAGGAGGAGGAGGAGGAAGAGGAGGAGGAGGAGGAGGAGGUGCAUUUUCAAACUUGCUUCCGCUAAAUAUAUAAUAGAUAGAAAGGAAGAAAGAAAGAAAGAAAAAGAGAGAAAGAAAACUUGUAACACUCAUAACUUUUGUGAACUCUGUGACAUCUCUCUCUCUCUCUCUCUCUCUCUCUCUCUCUCUCUCUCUCUCUCUCUCUCUCUCUCUCUCUCUCUCUCUCUCAUUAUUAUUUUUGUAAAUGAUUUUUUUUUUCUCACUAAUAAAUUUGUUUCGCUUCGUCUCAAGUCAAAUAAAAAAUACAAGUUAAAUAAAAAA